Peromyscus leucopus (white-footed mouse) is the source of this 3546-nucleotide messenger RNA. RefSeq names its product G protein-coupled receptor 149 (gene Gpr149). Gene Ontology annotation, molecular function: G protein-coupled receptor activity; neuropeptide binding. NCBI's taxonomy places the organism in Eukaryota, Metazoa, Chordata, Mammalia, Rodentia, Cricetidae. Gene Ontology annotation, biological process: neuropeptide signaling pathway. The record is from RefSeq and is a predicted model, not a curated record. Gene Ontology annotation, cellular component: membrane; neuron projection.
CUCUCUCUCUCUCUCUCUCUCUCUCUCUCUCUCUCUCUCUCUCUCUCUCUCUCUCCCAGCUGAGCUGAAACCUGCCUGACAACCUCUGCCUUUGAAUCCAGCUCUGAAAACAGAUGCAUCAUUUUAUUGUUCUCCCAUGUGAUCGCAUCAGGCUAGAGAUGCUCCCUAGGAAGGACCCACAGCAUCCAGGCAUGGGGACUUUGCAAUCUGCCUGAGGAGUUUCUGCUUUCUUGCCUGAAAUUUGGCGGUGGAAGGAAGUUUUUCGUUGAUUUGUUUACUUAAAAUAUUGAAAAGUUUCUUACGGAUGCCUGAAAUGGAUCCCAGUUUUAAAAUAGGGGUUGAGUCAGAUCUUUCUGAGACAUGUCUGACCAUUUCCUACUGGACCAACACAUGGAACAUCUAGAGAAACUUGGCAGGAGAAAUGACAUCUGAUUUGCAACUCUCACGCUCUGAGAAAAAUCAUCAGACUGGUUGAAGAGGGAAAUUAAAAUAUUAAGGACAAUGUCUUUCCUCCUCAGCAACUUAACAAAUGACUCUAACCUGUGGAAAGGAAGUCAUAAUUCUACGGACCUUGUGAAUUCGCCAGCAACUCUCACCCUUUCUCUUUUUUGCCUGAUCUGUUUAAUGACUCUCGCAGCUCUGGUGGGCAGCAUUUUCUCACUGAUUUCCCUGCUGACCAUGCAACACAGAACUGUUGUGUCCAUGCUUGUGGCUUCCUGGUCUGUGGAUGAUCUCUUGAGCGUCUUGUCAGUGGCCAUCUUCAUGUUUUUGCAGUGGCCCAAACAGGCUCCGGGCUACUUCCAGUCUCUGUGCACCACCUCUGCCUUACUGUAUUUGUGCCAGGGCCUCUCCAGCAACUUGAAGGCGACUCUUAUAGUCUGCUACAACUUUUAUACGAUGCACAGGACAGGGGCAAGUCAGUCGGCCUCCUUGCGAUCAGGACAGGUGCUUGGUGUGGCUUUGACUGUGUGGGCAGUCAGCCUGCUGCUGGCCGCGCUCCCGCUGUGUGGCUGGGGCUUCUUCGUGCGCACGCCCUGGGGCUGCUUGACCGACUGCUCCAGUCCCUAUGUGCUUCUCCUCUUCGCGGUGUACGCUUCCGCCUUUGGGCUCCUGGCUGUUCUCUCUGUCCCUCUCACUCACCAGCUGCUGUGUUCCGAGGAACCGCCGAGACUCCACGCCAACUACCAGGAAAUUUCCCGCGGCACCUCCACUCCUGGGACCCCUGCUGCUGGGGGAAGAGUGCUCUGUAUGUCGCCAGAGGAUGUUGCGAUCCCUGCUCUCCGAUGCGCUGGGGGAUGCUCCCCGAGCUCUGACAUGGUGUUUGGCCCAGGUCAGUCUGCUGCCUCGGGCUCUGGAGCCAGCAGGCGAGAGAAUCCCGGGACUCCCCAUGGCACCAGCAGCUUCCCUGUGAGCCUGGCACAGAAGCGCUUUGCUUUGAUCCUAGCGCUGACUAAAGUCAUCCUUUGGCUACCCAUGAUGAUCCACAUGGUGGUAAAACACGUGGUGGGGUUUCAGAGCCUUCCGGUCGAUAUGCUCAGCUUUCUACUAACCCUGCUGGCCAGCAUUGUAACCCCCGUGUUUGUCUUGUCCAAACGCUGGUCCCACUUGCCUUGUGGCUGCAUCAUCAACUGCCAGCCAGACGCCUACUCCGUUGCAUUCGAUGGGAAAAAGUCAAAGAGGAAAGGCUUUGAAUUCAAUCUAUCAUUCCAACAAAGUUAUGGAAUCUAUAAAAUAUCACAUACAGAUUACUAUGAGGAUGAUGAAAAUUCCAUAUCCUGUCACAACCUGAAGAACUGUGAGUGUGAAGCUACAAAGGAGCCUGGGGGAGACAACCACAAUGUCCUCCAUGCUGUAACAGUGGAAAUCAGCACCACUCCACCUUUGGACAGCACCACACUGUCAGGCAUCAACAAGUGCACCAACACUGAUACCCCAGAGGCCAAACAGGGCUUGAAUGGAGAAAAGAGUGCUUUUUCAGUUAAAACAGAAAGCGAUAUUAACUAUGAAGAAACCGCCACUUUUGAAGGUCCAGAAAGACGACUGUCUCAUGAGGAGAAUCAGAAACCAGAUCUUUCAGACUGGGAGUGGUGCAGGAGUAAGUCAGAACGAACCCCUCGCCAGCGUUCCAGUGGGCUGGCUAUUCCCUUAUGUGCAUUCCAGGGAACCGUGUCUCUCCAGGCACCUACCGGGAAAACUCUCUCUCUUUCUACUUAUGAGGUCAGUGCAGAAGGACAAAAGAUAACCCCUGCCUCUAAGAAAAUAGAAGUCUAUCGAUCAAAGAGUGUGGGCCACGAACCAAACUCGGAGGAGUCUCCCUCUACGUUUGCGGACACCAGCGUGAAAAUACACUUGGAGGUCCUUGAAAUUUGUGACAAUGAUGAGGCUUUGGACACUGUGUCAAUUAUCAGCAACAUCAGCCAGUCCUCCACCAAAGUCAGGUCUCCUUCUUUGCGCUACUCGAGAAAGGAAAACAGAUUCGUCUCAUGCGACUUAGGAGAAACUGCCUCAUAUUCCCUCUUCUUACCCACAAGUGAUCCUGAUGGUGAUAUCAACAUCUCCAUUCCAGACACUGUGGAAGCACACAGACAGAACAGUAAGCGGCAGCAUCAGGACAGAGAAGGGUACCAGGAAGAGAUCCAGCUGUUAAACAAAGCCUACCGGAAAAGGGAAGCAGAAAGCGAGGGUAGUUAGGCAGUGCCUCGUCUAACAGGGCCAGAACAGCUCUGCAACCUUGGACUGCAAAACUUGCUCUAGUGCUAAGACUCAUUUCCCUCUUCCUUCUAAUCAUAGGCUUACAUAAGCUUUCCUGGUUAUUAUUUGGGGGGGGGGGGUUUGACUUGCCAUAAUGCAUACAUAAAGUGCAUUUCAUAUACUACUUAAAGAUCAUACACUGUGGUGAUUGAACAACUUUGUGUCUGGUUUCUAAAACCUUUCUAAACCAAAUCUUGACCUAGUUUGCUAAUAUUUUGCCUAUUUAUGAAAAGAACACGCUGCUUUCAUGCAUGAGUUUCUGCACACAUGCUGCUUUUUACUACAAGAGGGAAAAGAGAUGUUGUGGAAAUGGAAAAAAAAAUUGCACCAAAACUCUGAGUUGUAUUUGAAUACAUAUUUGUCUAGUCUAGCCAAACAAGCUUAUUUCAGUGACUGCUUUAGCCUUUCAGUGGUCUAGGAAGUAUGUUUUUGUGUAAUAAGACAAAUUAGCUUCUAACAUGGAAAUUUAGAAAUAUGUAUAGCCCUAGUCUACUGUUAUUUCAUUUGUUGUUAUAAAAUUCAAGUAGUUUAGUGAGUGGUUCCGUUUGUCUCUAUUGAAUAUAUCUUUCCCUUUUCAGUGUGUCUAGAUCACUCUUAGAUAUUCGGCAUAUUGCAAGUGGCAUUAGAAGUAAUCUUUAAUUCAAACAUCUCUGGAAAAUACUUGUGAGGUUUCUCUCCCUCUAACAAAUACCUGGGAUAUGCUUUAUUUGGAUUCAUGUGAUGUAGAAUUUUAAUUGAAAAUGUGUUGCAUUUGUUUAUACUGUGGAACAUUUGUUUAAUGAUGCAAAGGUAUGU